Peronospora belbahrii is the source of this 3261-nucleotide messenger RNA. Lineage: Eukaryota; Oomycota; Peronosporomycetes; Peronosporales; Peronosporaceae. The record is from the annotation of a GenBank genome assembly.
AUGGAGCUUGAGCUGAAGCAACAGCAGACGCUCAUGUCCUCGCUGCGUGUGUUUGUAGACACUCUACGGGAUAUAAAGCAGGAAAAGGACGCGAAUGAUGUGAAGCACAACAUUGUAGCCGCCGUGUGCGCGUUGUGCGCGUCUUCCGAGACGCAAAAUAACGGUCAAUGGCACGACGUUGCGUGGAGACGUGGUCUCGUGCCUCUUUUCCAGCGUCUUUGCUUCUGUAUGACGCAAUUAGGAGAGCUAGAGGUGCAGGAGAAGAAGCAAAGCGAGACACUGACGAUUCGACAAGAUGACAAGCCGAAGGCGCCUGUAGGUCUGUUGAGUCUACGGGACUAUUCGGUCUUACAGGCUGCAAUCGAGCUUCUCUUUUGCUGGGGUGCAUACCCUCGUGUGGCUGCGGGAGUAUUGAUGCCUAUUGAGAAGAGAAGACCUACACGCACUCUAGAGAUUUCUACGGAUGUGCUGAUGUGGGGGGCGUUACUGCACUUGCUGUCAUUGCCGCAGUUCCAGCCGAUUCUACUGCCCAAGUACGUAGUUGAGUUACUAGCUCUGCUCGUUUAUGGAGAAGUUGCGGUCGAUACAAAAAUAGUGACACCAUCUCAGGUGGAGUUUAUUCGACUGCGGAAGAUGGUCUUACGUAUGCUACCGCUGCGUAUGAGCAUGAGCAGUCUGCGGGCUGCACUUGGCCAGACCACACCUGCAGCAAGUGAACAGGCGGUGGGUCUGCGGUUCAAGGCACGCUGUGGAAAAUUAUUGUCGCGAUUGCUCAUGCAAGACGGAGGAAUUGUAGCGACGAUUGAAAUGUUGCUGGGAGCGGUAGAAGAAGGAAACACACAAGCUAGAAUGCAGGUUGUUUCUCUUAUCUGCCAGUGCCCGAGCGGAGAGGACGUGGAAAAGUACGCAGCCGCUUUAUGUAUACAAGUUUGCAAUCUGCUGCUUGCGGCCGUGACUCCAGAAAAGGGAAAUACGAGCAGCAAAUUGCGGGGUGAAAUGGCAGCAUUGCUUGCAGACCGAUUGGCAACUCAGCAUACCAGGCUGUUCGACUCACAUAUUUUGUCCGUGCUGUUUCACCCGUUGCUGAUUUAUGAGGAUAGCCGGGCUGAUGCAAUGGCUCCAGCCAGAGAAGUGAGUGAAGAAGCUUUGACUCGCUGCAUAGGCAUCGCCCAUCUGCUCGUUUGCGGUCCGCCUCCUUCUCAACAAUUCUUGCAAGCUCUUGCCCCAAUAAUUCGCCCACUUCUACACAUGUACGCGUUUGCUGCAACCAGCAAAAGCUUUCUGGCAACACCUCUCCGUGCGGUGCUCACUACUUGGAUUUGCUCGUGUUCAAGUGCGGCCCUUCUUCUUCAAGUAUCUGUGCUUCCCGUGAUACUACCUCUCCAGCCAGCUCUGACCGCUUGCGGCUAUGAACGAAAUCAUCCAGAGGGCUCUUGGAGACCACUGCGGCAAUUUUGUGCUGGAGGAAGUGGCGGUAUAUCGCUACGGCCUAUUCAGUCAUCUUUUUCGCUAACAGGUACAACAAAUGGUGCGUUUGGGUCACUGAAAGCGUUGAUAACGCCACUGGUGGAGCUUUUGGGUGAUAAAGAACUCCAAGACUCGGAAGUGGUGGGCGAUCUGUUUUCAUCGCUCUUGUUGACGUAUAUGCACGUCCGGAAGGGCGGCGAGGCAGAAAUUAUCGAUUCUGACGCUAAGAAUGGCAGCGCAACAUCAGCACUGGCAUUAUACGAACCUUUGAAAACCCCUACAAGUGUUGAAGGUGUCGAGAUGGUGCUGAUGCUGUUACUGACGCUUAUUGAGUGCUUGGGACCAUCCGUGCUACGCAGCGCUGCUACAGUACUGCAGUGUAUAGGAACUGUAUUAGAGGUAUACAACACUCCUGCAACACAUAUUGCGGAAAAAAAGAAGCAAAGCGAAAGUGCUACUCAGGCAGAGGAUACUGAAGGUGAGGAAGGAGACGAGAUUUUGACAAUAUGCUUAGGAGUAGUGAUGACAAUUUUGGAGGUGGGCUCGUCACAUCGUAGCAACUCAGAGGAGCAACAGCUUCGUGAAAUGCUGCCAGUGCUAGAAGUACUGUCUCGACACCCACGACCUGAAGCUGCAGAGCUUGCAAGCAAUGCACGGGCACAGAUUCUAAGUCGUAGCGCGGUGGAUGCUGGCACAAACACUACCGGAGCAGGCAAGCAGAGUUUUGAAGAAGUACUGCAGAAUGCUGAGCAAGAUCUAUCAAGUGAGCUGGUACCGCUACGGGCACGUGGCGUAGUAACACUGACAAAACUUGUGCGUCAGAGUCAUUCACAUGCAUGCGACACAGAGUGGAUACCUCGCGUGCAUACUCUAUCUCGCGUCUUCAUGUUUCAUCUGCACGACUCAGAAAGUUACGUGUUCCUUGCAGCUGUGCAGGGUCUGGCAGCACUAUCUGACGUGCACCCCGAUGUUGCGAUCCCCGCGUUGGUGAAAGCGCUGGGAGACUUGAAUAACACAUUGGAAGUUCGCAUUAAGCUAAGUGAAGCAUUGCUGUUCUCAGCGAAACGAUGUGGCGAAACACUUCCCAAGUACGGCAAGCUGUUCGUAUAUGCGUACUUGGAUUGUAUUCGCCCUUCUACAUCUAUGAAGAAACGGGUGGAAAGUAUGCAGAAAGAGGCGAGCAAGCCUGUCCAGAUGGUUGAGGUGAUACAGAGUGAUGAAGGGAAAGUAGCAGCCACAAAGGAUGCCGAAUAUCCAGAUGAUGAGUCUCAGAGUACACAGGAGCUUCUUGCAUCUGCUACUCUACGGGCAAGCUGUCUUUCAAAUCUUGCCGAAGUGUGCGCACUCUUGCAGUGGGGACUGCAGCCAUAUCUGGUGGACGUGCUCACGUGUGUGUUUGGCUUUUUGCAGCUGGAACUCGCGCUUGAAGCCAAGCAUCAAAACCCAAUGUCUGCUAGUUGCGAUGUCAUUGGAGACGAUGAUCAGAAGAAGCUGUGGAAACACCAAGAGGUGGAGCAGCAGCAGUGCGUCGUAACGGUACGACGUGGAGCCGUCUUCCUGCUGCGGUAUCUUGUUGAGCUACUUGGCUGGAAGAUGUUGGAGAUCAUGCCGGAUCACUUAUCCCCACUGUACCAUACGCUGAAGCACGUAGCGCGUGUGGAUCGAGAUGAGGUGACAAUUUUCCAUGUCAAACGAGCGCUGAGUGCGCUCAAUGAUGUAAUGCGAGCUGAGCUUUUCCCUCGAGUGGAGCAGCAGGACAUGUCCUUUGGUAUCUCGAACUUGCGCAUACUAUAG